Messenger RNA from Puccinia triticina, 3471 nucleotides. RefSeq lists its product as uncharacterized. The record is from RefSeq and is a predicted model, not a curated record. NCBI's taxonomy places the organism in Eukaryota, Fungi, Basidiomycota, Pucciniomycetes, Pucciniales, Pucciniaceae. The transcript has 6 exons. Bases 1 to 3471 code for a protein of 1156 amino acids.
AUGAUUUUUGUCUGCUCAAAAUUCUCGGCAGUGCGCGAAUUCCCCCGAGGGGACAUUGGUAGUGCCGCUUCACUGUCAGCCCACGCCGCCGACACCAGCCCAAUCAACAUCGAUGAAUCCGGUUGUGAUGGAAAGACUGUCGAUCUUGUGCUGUCAGUAUUGCCAUUGGACUCAGACAUCCCGGACUCGGACUUGGACAGCCAGCCAACGCAGCACGUUGAGAUGGCAUACGAUCCGCGAGCAGCUACCUUGGAUUCUUACCGCCAUCUACCAUACAACGGAGAGACGCAAAAGAUCGGAUCUAGUCGCGUAACCAACAUCCGCAACAUGCCUUAUUAUAGCCAUGACGCUCUUGAUCGGCAUGGCCAGCGGUAUGGCCCACUAGGCUCUCAAUACGGGCUUGCUCGGCCAGCUGCGAAUGCGGUACAGAACUUUGACAAAUCUAUCGCUGCAAAUAACAAUGGCUACCAGUUAUUACCAACAACCUCACGUCGGUCCAACACAGACCGCAGUGUCAAUCCAUCUCCCAGUUCGCAAGGGCUUCAAGCUAACAUUAACAGUGAUCCAACUAUGUUUGUUUCAGUUGGUCAUGUUCCUCCAAAAACCCCAAUAAUUAGGGAAAACAAUUUGCGUUCAGAUCACUCUUCCCUCGCCAGUCAUACCAACAUGAUUGCACUUUCUGGGCUCCAGAAGGCUGCUAAUCAUAGGGGCUCUCAUUUGCCUCCGCCACCAGGAUUCCAGCAAUCACAAGCGCAUCCCUUUGCAACUGGCGACGGAUCAUCUCCGAAGUUCACCGACUACGGGUUACACAAUGGCCAGGCGGAUUUCGUGCCUGGACAGCAUGGUCGUGCAACGUUUAGGCCAGGCCACGCUGAUAUUCGGGGUGACUUGAAGCCCAGUUCUUUCAAUCCUAAUAAUCGCAACCCUAUAAAUGUUGGAAAUCCCCCCAGCUUUCCGACCGACAAAUUAACGCACAAUCCUGGGAAGAUGGAAACUCGUGAUCAUCAAAACUUGCGAACUCCUGGAUUCUCUUCAUUGGAUAAUACUAAUAGCGGGUCAAUCAGCUCCGGAAAUAUGCAUCAAAAGCAUAAUGCUGCAGCUGGGCAUUUGGAGAAUAUGCGGCGGAAUCAGAAGGGAAAAGAAAUAAACAAUGAUCGAAACACAGGCCACUCGCCAUUGCAGACUAGUAAACCAGUGACAUCAAUUCGACAAGCUAGGGUAUUCACGUCUACUGACUCCCAAAGGAAGGAUGAGACUCCGAAAAUUGCCAAAUUUAUUUCUGAUGAUCAAUCCCAGAGACUCAGCCAUGAACAGGCCAAAGCAGGCAAUUCGAUAGAGCCUGGAGCCUCCGAAGAAUCAGAAUCCCUUGCUGAAGUAGGCGAGAAUUGUCUUCGACCAACACUUGGAGAUUUCCUACACGCCAGCGCAAAAAAUGGAAAAGUAGACCUCCAAAAGUCCAACCAACGAAGCGAGGAGCAACAGCUGAGCAAAGCACUCGAUGUCAAACCUGCUGUGGUACGAAGAGAGAAAACGCCGGUUGAACCUUUCCUCCCGGCUCCAGACAUCAAGCAAAUUAUUCAACAAACACUGCAAAGAGAAUCUGUAUCUUAUAAGAGAGACAACACAAAAAAAAAAGGAAGUGACACGAAGCGCGGUAAGGCUGAACCUACCGCAGCGGAAGCAGCGGAUCUCGAAAAGGCGCGAAAAGAACGCGAGAAGAAGAAAAAAGACUGGGAAGCCACCCAAAUGGACGCAAAGAAAAAACGACGCGGCCAAAAGGCCGAACCUGCGACGGGGGGGCGUAUAGUUCAGGAUAUACCGCAGAAUCAAAAAUUUCCAGUCGAGUCAAGCGAUGAAAGCACAAAGCUUGGCGAACGAAAUUCGCAGGGCGACAGCUCCGGAGGCAAUCAAAACGGACUAGAGACAAUGAUAUCCCCCAAGGAUACGGUCAACCGAAGCCUGCCAGCGACGGACGAGAAUUCGAAGAAGCACCACCAAGCUCAAGAGAUGGCUGCUAGGCUCGAAACUGCUGAUCCAGUCACCGCCAAUAAGCUUUCAGACAAAUUAAUUGUUGGCUCCGACGAAUCAAUUCAAGGUAGAAACACUUUGAAUCAAGGGCAAAGUUCCGAGAAUGUAUCUCAUCUCAGUGCCACGUCUUCUCGCCCCCGCAAUUUUCGGCAAACGCCAGAAUUUAUUGAAGAGGAAAAAUCGAUCCUCAAGCUAGUUGAUCAUAAAAUAAAAUAUCACCAUCCAAAAAAGCCGAUUCUGUCUGUUCCGCUCCACUUUGAAGCGGAUUAUGCUUCGCAGGACAGGCAUCUUGAAAAAUUAUUUCAAGAGUACAAAGCAUCUUUCAAUGAGCAGAAUCUCCAAACAAUACCCGCGACCUCAAUGCUGGCGCCCAUAAAAAUUGAAGACUACGUGUUCACAAAUAAAAUUUCCAAGGUCUUUGAUGUGUUAAACGACUCAAUCAGACAUAAAGAUCUAGCAGCGUACAGGCCCCUCCGCUUGGACCAGUUUUCAGACUCAGCCCGCACAAAGUUCGACAGAUUGUGGGGAGAAGGCACAGUUUCGGAUUGGGGCAAGAAGCUAGAAUUCAGCUUGAUGGCUCGGCUGGCUCUGAUAUUGAACUUGCAUUGCAAAACACCUCAUUGUGGCAUUUCACCAGACUACCACGUGAAUAUAUUGUAUGACAGAUUAAGAUUGAAUCACCGUUAUAAGAAGUUCAACACCAAACCAUUUGAAGAUUAUGUUCAAAAGAUUCUUGGCCACGCGGAAAGUAACAGACGGUUUGCUGCAUUAUUGGUUUGUUUACAAGAGGAGACUUACGCACGAAACUGGAAAUUCUGGAAGAACAAGCUCAUUGGCCAGGGAGACAUGAAAACAUGCCGCACCAUUGAGCGGAGGUGGGGGAUUUCAACAGUUGCUACAUCAACUGUUAAUAUUCCAUAUGUUUCUCCAUGGACGGCAAGUCGUUACAAGAUGGAUGGGCCUGUCGGGACUUCCAAAUACACCGUCGACCAAUUGAUGGAAGGAAUAUACGGGAAAAAAGAAGCGGGAAGAAGGUUGCUCCUCGACCUUUAUCUGAGAACACGGAUCAACCGUAAGAAUCGUUGGUACGAACGAUUUCGACUCGCAGAUGCAAAGAACAAGUACGGAGUAGACUUGCUUACAGUCUUGAUGGUGGGAGAUGCACUUCUAUUCGGCUUCAAUAACCUCCCAAAAAAAUACGAAAACUCGGACCUUGCUGGAAAAAAUAUCGCUGCCCUUCUGAAGGUCUUCGAUGCACAUGAACCUUGGAUCGAAUCUCCCGAGCGUGCCUGGCUGCACAAUGAAUGUGGGGGCUUAUAUCAGGAUCGCCUGCGGAUAAUCAGCCAGCUAUAUAUCAAAAGUUGCGAACAAACAAAGAAGCACUCGAAACGUCGAUGUUAUCUUUUCGAGAUAUCCGCAGAGUGCUGUUUCAAGUUGGUAUAG